UGUCACAGAUAAACUAAAGACAAGACAGAUCGUAAUUAAAACACUAUCUCAUUAUCAGCGUGCUUUAGUAUACGAAUAAAUUAAUCGUAUAGCUAAAGUAAAUCAAAAUUGAACAAAGAUAUUUGAACUAUCGUAGCACCACCCGUCUUUGGUAAUGUCCACACUACAACGCUGUUGGUUUUUAAACUCUUCUCCGCUGCAGCUCAUUGGGUUUUUCUGAGCACAUUUCUGGAUUCUUUUAGAGUUAGCAAAACUUUAUAGGCCAGAAUAACAUGACUCUUGCAUCAAAGACUCCUCCCAAUUUCCGGUCCCAAUUUAUAACCCCCGAGCUUACCCAUUUGUUCAGCCAGUCUGACAGUGAGGAGGAGUUUGAAGGCUUCAGCGAAGAUGAAGACACAUCAUCUGAAAACAAUGUGGUGAAUGUACAGAUAAACAUGGUGGAGUCUGAGGAGGAGGACAGUGACACCAACUUUUAUUCUGACGGAGAAGAACCAUCAUCUCUAAAGAAUAAAAGUCUCCUAGUGGCGUUAAGAUUUCCAUUUAAAAGACCAUGUACCUCUAAACAACAAGCAUUUAAGAAAGAAGGACAAAAUGGUUUAGAGCAUUCUCCUCCACGCCAAAAGCAGAAGGUGCAGGAGCAGAAAAAGGAGGAUGGAGAUACAGAUGAAGAGGUCUUGUCACAAAGCCUGAAGAAGCGGAAUAAAAACAUUCAGGAAAACAAAGCUAUGCUGGCAAAGCUGUUCGCUGAUUUGAGUUCUCUGGCUGUUUUGACACCACCCUCAACCCCCCAAAAGAAAAAAAGCACACCGGAAAAAGAAAAGCCUAAAAAACGCAAGUUUGAGGCCGAUACAGGAUCUGAGAGGAGGAACCCAUCUCGCAAAGCACGUCCUCCAGAGAAAUUUGCUGUUGAAGAGAAGCCUGAACCUGGUGUACGCAAAGUGCCCAGGACAGUGGACAUCAGGGCACUGGUAGAGGUUGAUGAGGAAAGAGCCACUGAGGGAGCGAAGAGAAGAAAGAGCUCCAAAAGGAGCCAGUACUAUGUUAGGUCAGUGGAUGAAAUCACAGAAGAAGAACUUGACAACAUAGCAUACCGCUCCAAGGACAAGAUCUGGGACAAGGAAAAUGGCAGUUCAUGUCACCAGUGCAGACAGAAGACUCUGGACACCAAAUCGGUCUGCCGCAGUGGUUUCUGCUCUGGUGUGAAAGGUCAGUUCUGUGGGCCAUGCCUAAAGAAUCGCUAUGGAGAAGAUGUGCGCACUGCGCUGCUUGAUCCGACAUGGUCAUGCCCCAUCUGCAGAGGCAUGUGCAACUGUAGUCUGUGCCGCAAAAAGGAGGGACGCUGUGCCACAGGGAUUCUGGUGCAACUGGCCCGUUUCAACGGUCAUGGCAGUGUUCAUGAGUAUCUUGAGAGCAUUAAGAACGAGCUGAAGUAGAUUGAGAUACACCAACACAAAAGUGUUGAUCCACCUUGGGAAAGGAGCAAUCCUCAUUUAGUUUUACUUCAGAACAAGGCGCAUAAGCUGUAAAUGUUUUAUUCUGAUUUUAUUGUUGCAUAUGAUGCGUUAAUGUGGCAAACAGGCUUCAUCUAAGUCACGUUCUUUUUUUUACUUGUUCGACACUGGCUUUUUAUUUUAUAUUUUUAUAUCAACAUUUGAACAAAGUAUAUAGUCCUUCAUAUUGUACGUUUAUGCUUACUCACUUUGUGCUCAAAUAAAU
This is a messenger RNA of Boleophthalmus pectinirostris (great blue-spotted mudskipper), 1716 nucleotides long. RefSeq names its product cell division cycle associated 7b (gene cdca7b). The coding region runs from base 273 to 1433 and encodes 386 amino acids. Gene Ontology annotation, biological process: regulation of DNA-templated transcription. The record is from RefSeq and is a predicted model, not a curated record. The transcript is spliced from 10 exons. Gene Ontology annotation, cellular component: nucleus. Lineage: Eukaryota; Metazoa; Chordata; Actinopteri; Gobiiformes; Gobiidae.